AUGGCCAACCGAUCCCUCUCGUGCCCCAAGCCCGUGUUCAAGGGCCUCGUCAUAGCCGCAGCCGACUCCUUACCGAGAGGCUUCACCCUCCCACAGCUUAGGUCAUGGACCGAAGCGAGGAGGGGCCGCUUCACCGAGGACUUUGGCCCAGACGUCACCCACCUCCUCUGCACCCGGGAGCAAUUCGACACUUGCGUCCCGCGAGUCAAGGAAGGACUGGUGCGCAAGAAACUGCACAUUGUCGAUUUUGACUGGUACGAGCUUUCCGCGACGGGGCUAAAGGAGCGGCGAGAGCCCGAGUCGAGCUACGAGUUUCGAAAGGCGUUGAAGAAGCAAGCGCGCGCGAGGAGACUGGCCGCGCACAACUUUGUCGACCCGAUACAAGGUCGUGUUGACCCGUCACGGGAACCGCGAGGAUCCACGUCAGGUGGAAAGCUGUUUGAAUCCCACGCAAAACCGCAUCUAUACUGGUUUGCCGCAAAGCUGCUCCGGCACCGAGGCGACACCCAGCCGCUGUACUACCGUCCCAGCAGCUUUGCGACGAAAUGGCGCUCCCAGAUGAGCGAGUUCAUGGCCUUUUUCCACCUCAAAACGGGCAUCAUGUGGGAAGAAAGGGUGGUUAGGUUCAAUACGACGCCGCCUUCCCUCUUCCACUACGUCCCUCCGGAUGGCGGAAAGCCUGUUGGGAGACGAACGCUCUUCUCCAACUACUACUGCAGAGAGCUGAAUGCCGCGCUGAGAGGAUUGACGGCAACAUGGGGGCGGGACGGCCAUGGCUCGGGCUCAAACGACCCAGAGGCCGAUUCCUCGGGCAGCUCUGCCAAGGACGAGCAGGAAUGCGUCGGCAUCGCGGAGCAGGAUGGCGUCGUGUCUGGCGUCGUGUCUGGCGUCGUGUCUGGCGACGCCGCUGGUGCUGGCAACAAGAGCGACAACGCACACGGCGUAGCUCACCUGCCGAAAUAA
Messenger RNA from Ustilaginoidea virens, 963 nucleotides. RefSeq lists its product as uncharacterized. The record is from RefSeq and is a predicted model, not a curated record. The coding region runs from base 1 to 963 and encodes 320 amino acids. NCBI's taxonomy places the organism in Eukaryota, Fungi, Ascomycota, Sordariomycetes, Hypocreales, Clavicipitaceae. The transcript is spliced from 5 exons.